CGCGCGAACAGACGAACGAUUGGACGGAGCCAAGCAGUCCACUCCCACUCCACCUCCACCCCCAACCCGAGGCGACAAGAUCCCGUCCCCGGCGGCGGAUCACGCCGCGCGCGCGCUUGCUUGCCUGCGUGAGGAGAGAAGAAAAAAGGAAGCAUAAAAAGAUGCGCGUCGGUUGUACUCCCUUUUUCUUCUCCUCACGCAGGAGCACUAGUUAGCGAUAUUCGGGCCGCGAGGAGCAGGAGGAGGGACGAGUCCGCACUCGGCACUCUGCAGGGAGGGCGGGAGGGCGAGACCGCGAGAAGGGGGAAUCAUGAGCGGAACAGGGUACACUGUGGAAGUCACUAACCUGUCAAGCAGCGCGUCUGAAAAUGAUCUUCAUGAGUUCUUCUCAUUCUCUGGACCUAUUGAGCAUAUAGACCUUAUCAGAUCAGGAGGAUAUGGUUCAACUGCUUAUGUGACUUUCAAGGAACCCUAUGCCUUGGAAACUGCAGUAUUGUUGAGUGGGGCUACCAUUGUGGAUCAGCCGGUGUGCAUAUCUCGUUGGGGACAGCCUGAUGAGCCUAGUAAUUUCUGGGACAGGCCAACUUGGCAGGUCGAGGAGGAAAUUGAAUAUAGGGACUACCAAUCAUGCCAGUUCAACGCCACUCCACAGGAGGCUUUGACAGUGGCUCAGGACGUCGUGAAGACGAUGCUGUCGAGGGGAUACAUACUGAGCAAGGACGCAUUGUCCAGGGCUAGAGCUUUCGACGAGUCCCACCAGUUAUCUGGAUCUGCGGCAGCAAAGGCUGCAGAGCUGAGCAGGAGGCUCGGCCUGACUGACAGAGUCAGUGCUGGUGUUGGCGCAAUCAGAUCAGUGGACGAGACAUACCAUGUUACCGAGACGACCAAGACCGUCGCCACUGCCACCGGAAGAACCGCGGUCAAGGUUAUGAACACCAUCGUGACGAGCAGCUAUUUCUCCGCAGGAGCUAUGAUGCUGUCCGAGGCUCUCACCCGCGCCGCCAAGGCCGCUGAAAAUCUGGCUGCUCAUGGCAGGCAGAAUUAAGUGGAAAUAAACACCCCGUUCGAACAGUUUGUUGUGUCGGUUAUACAAAAGUCGGUUAUUCAGACACCAUGGUCGAACUUAAGGUAUGAUAUAUUUAUGUGCUAUCUAUGAUACAGUAUAUAAUAACAGUAUUGUGGUAGCUAGAGCAAACUGUCAGUUAUUCAGACAACAAAUGUGGUUUGAACAAGCUAUGUGCAGAAUUCAGUCAAGGUGAUCGUGCAGUCAUGUCUCUGACUUUUCUGA
Molecule: messenger RNA, 1288 nt
Organism: Hordeum vulgare subsp. vulgare (domesticated barley)
Lineage: Eukaryota; Viridiplantae; Streptophyta; Magnoliopsida; Poales; Poaceae
Product: binding partner of ACD11 1
Exons: 6
Coding region: 311-1045 (244 amino acids)
Molecular function (GO): RNA binding
Source: RefSeq, a predicted model, not a curated record